This is a messenger RNA of Archocentrus centrarchus (flier cichlid), 4906 nucleotides long. It is a transcript of the gene nisch, whose product is annotated as nischarin. Gene Ontology annotation, cellular component: cytoplasm. Bases 118 to 4611 code for a protein of 1497 amino acids. The record is from RefSeq and is a predicted model, not a curated record. The transcript is spliced from 28 exons. Gene Ontology annotation, molecular function: integrin binding; phosphatidylinositol binding. NCBI's taxonomy places the organism in Eukaryota, Metazoa, Chordata, Actinopteri, Cichliformes, Cichlidae.
CAAACAUGGCGGCAGGAGGCGGCUGAUUGUAAAGAAACGCUGGGCGUCUUAUGCAGCCGUUUUAAACAAUAGCUUUUGUCUUAAUAACAGAUAAUAUCCCGUCGCCCAGAUCUCAGCAUGGAGCCCGUCCCGUUUCCGGAGGAGGUCCUGGAGAGAAAAGUGUCUGUGGUCGGGUCGGAGUUGGUGGAAAACUAUACUGUCUACAUCAUUGAUGUGACGGAUGGACAACACAGGUGGACAGUGAAGCACCGUUACAGUGACUUCUACGACCUCCACGAGAAGCUUGCAGCAGAGAAAAAGGUGGACCGACGGCUGCUUCCUCCUAAGAAGAUCUUGGGAAAGAACUCGAAGAGUCUGGUGGAGCGGCGGCAGAAGGAGCUGGAGCUCUACUUGCAGACUCUUCUCCAGCAGUUUCCUCAAGCCACGCCCACUCCACUCGCCAAUUUCCUGCAUUUUCAUCUUUACGAAAUAAAUGGCAUCACUGCAGCGCUGGCAGAGGAGUUGUUCCAUAAAGGUGAGCAUUUGCUGCAAGCCGGCGAGGUAUUUUCUCUCCGUCCUCUGCAGCUCUACUCCGUCUCCCAGCAGCUGCGGAUGGCCAAACCGACGUGCUGCAACGGAGAUGCCAAAACUGACCUGGGACACAUCCUGGACUUCACCUGCAGGCUGCGAUACCUCAAGAUUUCUGGUACCAGAGGUCCAGUAGGAAGCAGUAACAUCCAGGAGACAAAUCUCCCCUUUGAUCUGUCUGUUUUUAAAGCCCUGCUGCAAAUUGAGAUCACUGAGUGCAGCUCUCAGCAGAUUCGUGGUUUGCCCUUUCUGAGGUCGAGCCUGGCGACAAUGAGCGUCCAUCGCUCCUCUGAAUCCAUGAUGGCUAUCCUGGUCCCAGAGGCGAGCGAGUUCUCGCAGUGGGAGCCUGAGGGGGUGGAGUCUGGGUGUCCGGUCACUGCUGUUAUUCCUGCGUGGAGAAACCUGACCACGCUGGACAUGAGCCACAACUGCAUCAGUACCAUCGACAACUCAGUGAAACUGAUCCCUAAGGUGGAGUUUCUGGAUCUGAGCUACAACCAACUGUCCUCAGUGGAAAACCUCCAGCACCUGUACAAUCUGGUCCACGUAGACCUGUCUUAUAACAGCCUCCGGGUCCUGGAAGCAGCUCACACUCGUCUGGGGAACAUCAAAACCUUGAGCCUGGCUGGUAACCAGCUGGACCGACUGACCGGUCUCACCAAGCUUUAUUCUCUGGUCAACCUGGACCUGAGCCACAACCAGCUGGCACAGUUGGAGGAAAUCAGGAACAUUGGCUCUCUGCCCUGUCUGGAAAAACUCAACCUGUCCAGUAACCCCAUGUGCAUCAUCCCAGACUACAGAACCAAAGUCCUGGCCCAGUUUGGAGAUCGUGCUGCAGAGGUUUGUCUGGACUGCAAAGCAACGACGGAAAAGGAGCUCGACACUGUGGAAGUGCUGAAAGCCAUUCAGAAAGCCAAAGAAGCCAAAGAUCGCAUGAGCAACAGCGACAAGAAGAUCAGUGAGGAGACCAGGCUUUCUGCUGCUGGACCUCCUUACCUCUCCUCCUCCUCCUCUUCCUCUCCUCUCCCCUCUUCCUGCUUUCCCUCUGCUGUCGCUCCUCCCCCUGCUGUUACGUCCUCCUCCUCUUCCUCUUCUUCCUGUUCGGCCCAGCAGGCUGCCUACCCCAGCCAAGAUGUGACGAGCAGAGAAGAAGCCCCAGCCCCCCCCACUGUUCUCCCUCCUGUGGAUGCUGCGCCUCCCCCUGCCAGCUUUAGCACCAGCACACACCUCCCGUCUGCUGACUCUGAACAGAUACAACCUGUUGUCAGUCUGUCUGAACACGCUCGCUCUGGGGCUUCUACCUGCAUUACUACUGUUACUUCUGCUACUUCUGCUGCUGUCUGUUGUGUCUGCUCCUCUUCCUCAUCCAGACCUGUUGAGGCCAGUUGUUCCUGCUGCAGUGCUGCCUUGUGUCCUCUGCUUCCUUCUCAACUGCUUUCCAUGUCCUCCUCCAACAAGGACUUCAUCACCCAGCUUUCCCUGCGUCUCAGCUCUACCCUGAUGGAGCAGAAGGUGGAGAAGGAGGAGGAGAGUCAGGAAGAGAAGAGCUCUGAAUCCAGAGAGGUUCAGUCUCUUUUGGAGGGCACUGAAGUGGGCAGUCCCAGUCCAGGCUCCAGGGACGGCUACUUUGAAAUGAGUCUGGAUGACUCGGUGGAGGAGCUGGUAGGCUCCUCCUCCACGUCGCUCCCUAUUCCUUCUGUAGAGGAGCCUGGUGGCUGUCAGGAGGAGAAAUCUGGAGAGAAACAGGAGGAGGAGGAGGAAGUUCAGGUCCGCCGGGCGCUGUGGUGCUACUGUGUUCAGGUGGAGGAGGAAGUGAAGCAGAAGGUGGCAUGUCUGGUGCUUACAGACCAACUGUUGGGCCUGCUGUGCUCGUCACAUGAUUUCACAAAGACCAAUCAGAACACAGACCAGGAGCUGAGUCUGCCUAUAGAGCAGGUCCUGUCUGACCUGCAGGUGGACCUCCUGCUCCCGUACUCCCAGCUCUCACUCUCCUCCCAAGCAGAGCUCCCAGACUCGUGUCUCGCCUUUGGACUCCAAGCCAAGCCGACCCGUUGGUUCUACAUCUUCUCGGAGGCUGAGGAACUUCAGCAGACUAGAGCAGAGCUCUCUGUGCUGCUUCAGGUUGACCCAGAGCCCCCCAACACUCGUCAGCUCCUCCCCCGCUCACUUAUCAACUCCUGGGAGCUGGAGGAGAGUCAUGGAGCCCAGGGAGGCUAUCCUGCCCUCUUCAUUUCCACCUCUUCCUCUUCCCACUCUGCUCUCAACACUCACCCCCUCCUUUCAGAGAUUUUAUCCGAGGAGCCCAGCAUCCCCUCUCUCCUCUUCCUCACCCACCGACAACUGUGGGUGCUGAACAUGGACUUCAGAGAGAUGUCAGAAAGAGAGAAGACCAACACUGGCCUUCAUCAUCUGUCCUCCUCCUCCUCCUGUUGUAGGCUCAUCCGUGUACCCCUUGGCUCUGUGGUGCUUCACCCCAGAGAGAGGGAUGCUCAGGUGGGGGACGGAGCCAGCAACACAUCCUGCUCGGACCCACGACACCCCCACAGGAGGAGUCACUCUGUGGAGCUGCUGCUGGGCAGUCACAGGCUGCUGCUGAUUUUUCCUCUAGCCCAGAACAGGAGCUCUUUCCUGGGGGAGCUGAGCCAACGGAGGGCCGCUCUGGAGGAGCUGAAGGUAGUGGCCCUGCCCCCGACCUCCAGACUGUGUCCACACCAAGAUCAACUCUCAAAAGGCUGUUACAGAUCUGGGGACCAGUGCUGUUGUACCAAGAAGUCACAUGGCUCCAGCAGCUGGGACUCUUCCCGUCUUCACAUCGAGGAGAACCAGCCGUCCCCCCACCUCAUUCCUGGUUUCUCACCAGGACUGAAGCUCCUGGCUGGUCUGGGAGAGCAGCAGCUGCUGACCUACUUCCACAGAUACAUAGCACAGUCUGAGGCAGAGGAGGUGAGACAGAUGCUGUGGUUGUCUGUGAUCCUCUACAAAUCUCCUGAGGCUGAACUCACCUGCUGUCUGCUGCUCUCCACUGACUCAAUCUACUUCCUGUUGGAGGAUUCGGCCGCCACGCUGGGUCAUCACUCAGUGUUGGACAUAUCGGACUCUGGAGAUCCAGACUCGUGUCUGUGCUGCUGUGUGUCCAUCAGACUCUCUGAUCUGCUGGCUGUCAACGUCGGGCUGUUUGACCAGUACUUCAGAGUCGUAGGUCACUCGGCCGAUCACGUUGUGUGCUGUCUGAGCAGGGACAGCUACGGGACGAGCGUUUUCCUGCAGGAGCUGAUGUCAGCUCUCAGUCUGCAGCAGCAGCUUCCUCCUCCAGAGCCAUCCGAUCAGGACUUCUACUCACAGUUCACCAACACAAACACAGGUAAGAUGCAGAACUAUGAGCUGGUCCACAGCAGCAAGGUGAAGUUCAUUUAUCCCAGUGAGGAGGAGAUGGGAGACCUGACCUUCAUCGUGGCAGAGAGGAAGACUCCAGCCAGCGCGAUGUCCUCGUCCCCAUGCUCCUUUAACGUCCUGCUGUACCUGCUGGUCUUCCAGGUCCAGAUCCCCCCCAGCCAAGGCUCUGCUCUCUCAGGCAUCUCCUCUUCUGAUUCUGGCUCUGCUCCAUCUCCAGUUCUCCAGCCUAGGACUCUGAUCCUCACCAGUACUGAUGUGUUCCUGCUGGACGAGGACUACGUCAGCUAUCCAUUACCUGACUUUGCCAAAGAACCUCCAUCCAGGGAGCGGUACCAGCUGCGUGAGGCUCGGAGGAUCCGCGACCUGGACCGGGUCCUGCUGGGCUACCAGACGUACCCCCAGGCUCUCACUCUCGUUUUUGACGAUCUGCCCGGCCCUGACCUGCUCUGCCACCUGACCAUGGACCACUUUGCCGCCAGUGGCGAUGAAGCUCUGCCCAGAGGGGGUGGGGCCAGCAGGGGUGCAGAGUGCGAGGUCCAGUGGUGCGUUUUUGUCCCGGGAGCUGACAGCAGAGAGAGGCUGAUCUCGCUGCUCGCUCGACAGUGGGAGGCGCUGUGCAGCCGUGAGCUUCCCGUUGAGCUCACCGGCUGAUUGGUUGACAGGGAUGACAAAUGAGUGACUGCUCAGCUGCUGGUUGGUGGGGGCUGAGUGGUGGGUGGAGUCAUCAUGUGAUUGGGAUAAUUUACACAUGGACUCAGGGCUUGAUUGAUUUAAUGGCCACAGUAUGUUUCAAGCACAGGUAUUUGUGUGUCUAAUAAUGUAGGGCACACUAGAUCAGUGGUUCUCAAAUUAUGGGGCGGGCUCCGAUGGUGGGCCAUGGAGUUGCUGCAGGAGGGGCAUCCAGAUAAAAAUGUGAUUUAGAAGUUGUCAAAAGUAAACAAAAUUU